AUGGCCUCGUCCAAGACAGCCGUCCCUGGCAAGUCCUUCAAAACGUCGCUUAUGUACUCGGUCCCAGUACGACGUCUUAAGGAGAUACUAAGCCACGUGGUACCGGAUAUGAAACUAGGAAGUGUCGAAGAAUUACCCUCUACCCAACUACCCAGACUAUAUACUCUCAACAUGUCGAAUGAUAACAAGCUUCUCCUAUCCUUUGCGCCCAGUUUAGCAGUUCGUCUCUUGAGACACGAGACCACGCUUCAGUACUCUGAAGCAACCCUCGUACAUUUCCUCGAGACGUCAAGCCGAAAAUCCAAAGGCGUAAAUACCAAUGGCGUGGAAGACGUAGAACAUAAUUUAGCAUUUAUCAAACUAGAAGACGUGAUACCGAAAAUGCUCAAGCAUUCAUCCAAUAACCGAGAGAUGGCAUUACCAUACACAAUCUUCGAACCGACAGCCGGAAGAACACUUUCUGCACUCUCAGUAUACCUUAGUCUACCCGAUCGGCGUCUCAUCGACAAACAAGUCGGAUCUCUAACUCGAAGCUUAGCUUCCCUCACAUCACCCAACGGCAAAUUUGGUACAGCAGCUAGAGUCCUCCCAGAUUCCUUUAAACAAUCGCCUCCUGCAGCCCCGUUAGGCUCAGGCUCCCCAACUUGGUCAGAAGCUUUCAAUACCCUACUUGAGUCAAUUCUACGCGAUGGAGAAGAUAUGGCUGUCUUACUUCCAUACGAUGUAGUGCGAUCUCACUACCAACGUCUAUCUUGGCGCAUGGACUCUGUCAAACUUCCUAGAUUAGUACUACUAGAUCUAGGCGAGCGGAACGUAAUGAUCGAAAAUGGAAUUAAAGAUGGCAGUUCACACAUCCCGACUGAAAGUCUCAAAUUGACAGGACUACGAAACUGGAGUCAGGGUGUCUUUGGAGAUCCAUUACUCUCAAAUGUUUUCGAAAAUCCUAGUGAAGGAUUUAUGGAAGGUUGGAAAGCAGGUGAUGAAGAUGAUCUCAUCGAGGACACAGGGAAUGCAGAAGUACGAUUGUUGCUCUACCGCUGCUACAGAGCUGUACUGGGAAUAGUGACAGAAUACUACCGACCCCAAAACGACAGCAGUAGACGCGAGUUAGAAAAUCGGAGGAAUUUAACCGCUGCGUUAUCAGAAUUGGAAAAAGCGGAUGUUGCAGUCAAUAAUAUGCUCAAGAGAGCACGAAGCCUGAGUUCGUCUGUAGCCCCGGAGGCGGAGAGUUCCAAGAGGCAGAAAAUUGGUAUCGAGGAUUUGGUCGAUGAAAAUUGA
Botrytis porri is the source of this 1278-nucleotide messenger RNA. RefSeq lists its product as uncharacterized. The record is from RefSeq and is a predicted model, not a curated record. Bases 1 to 1278 code for a protein of 425 amino acids. The transcript has a single exon. NCBI's taxonomy places the organism in Eukaryota, Fungi, Ascomycota, Leotiomycetes, Helotiales, Sclerotiniaceae.